UCAAUGUCAGCUCUAUUGAAGAGCCGUGCAGCUGUGAAUUGGGGAAAUUUAGGAUUAGGAUUAACGCGCAGAUAUAUAUUUACGUACAAAAUGAGUGAGAAACCAACAGAUUUUAGUGUAGCCAAUGGUUUCGAAAGCAAAACCCCGUUCUUGAUAGGCGUAGCAGGCGGCACAGCCAGUGGGAAGUCAACAGUAUGCCAAAGAAUAAUGGAAAAGCUUGGACAGCAACAGAAAGAGCAAACAGAGAGACGUGUCGUGUGCAUCAGCCAGGACUCUUUCUACCGAUCGCUCACACCCUCGGAGAGGCUCCGCGCUGAGAGGGGACAGUUUAAUUUCGAUCACCCGGAUGCAUUUGACGACAAGAAACUGCUUACGACUCUGAAAGAUAUACUUGCUGGAAAAAAAGUUGAAGUCCCAGAGUAUGAUUAUAUUUCAAAUUCUAUAAGUGAGCGGUCCCACACAAUCUACCCUGCUGAUGUGGUUCUGAUUGAGGGCAUUCUGGUGUUCUACUUUCCUGAAGUGAGAGAGCUGUUUCACAUGAAGCUGUUCGUUGAUACUGACUCAGAUACUCGGCUGGCUAGGCGAGUGCCACGUGACAUAAUGGAGCGUGGACGUGACUUGGAGCAGGUCCUCAAUCAGUAUAUGAACUUUGUGAAGCCGGCCUUCGAGGAGUUUUGUCUGCCUACCAAGAAAUUUGCUGACGUCAUCAUACCACGCGGCGCGGACAACCUAGUGGCUAUUGACUUAAUCGUGCACCAUAUAUGGGACAUUAUGUACAAGAAACGGCCAAGGGUGAACGGGUGUAACGGGCACGCGGACGAAGAUGGCCGCCGGAUGUCCGGCAGUUCGGAGGACACGUUGAGCCGAUGAGUAUUCGUUUAGUCACCAGUGUUUGUGUGUAUGCAGAGUAUGGACGUUUCGAUGCGGGUUUUUUGUGCAUAAUAGUGUAGUUUGUAAUAUGUAUAUAUUUUAUUUUGUGUACCCCUCCUCUGGACGGAGUUACUUGUUACUUGUACAAUCUCAAUGUGUAAAACAUUAUUCAUUCAAUCUGGGGGGGAAGAGAGGGAUUGGGUCACUUAAUCUCACGUUUGGGAGAAGAGGGGUGUGGUAUGGAAGUAAAAAUAAAAAAAAAUUACUCUAUUACAUAUGGGAUAUAAUUUUCUUUUACUAAAAAUAUGGUUAACCCGUGUACAAACUAUAAACACGAUUUUUAGUCAAAGCACCAUUGCUGUUGACGAAAUGCCAAAAAAGAAUCGAAUCAUCGAAUCUUAAUAUCAAGGUGAAAUAGAGAUAGCAUGUCAUCAAGUACUUAUGUGCGAAAGAAACGGAAUGUUUAUGAUGUGUAGUAAUUACUGUUUAUAAUUCGUUCCUUAUUUGGGGCAAUAUAUAAUUUUCGCGACAUUUAACAAACCCUGUGAAUACGAUACGGAAUGAACAAGAAAGUGAAUAAAAGUAUUAUCCAAAAACUAUUCUUUGCACUUCUAUAUUAUUGAUUGAAAAUAUUCGAUUUUCAAAUUAGACGCGUAGAGACCUUGGAUUGUGAUGGAACGCUGAAAUAAAAAAUGAUUUCCUUUGUCUAUGGUAUUUUCCUAUGAAAUGUUCCAUACUCUGUAUACGUUAUGGAUACCGGUAUUUAUAGAUAAGAGUAUGUUUAAGUCUCAAAUUGCGGGGAUUUCAAACAUAGACUAAGGCAUUUAAAUGGACAUGUAAUUAAUUAAUUCCCGAAUGUAAAGAAUUUUUAUAUAGUAUAUAUAUGUAAGAGAUUACUUAUCUUUUGUUGUAUAUUGAUUAUAAAGGAUUUAAUUUUAGAACGUGACCAUUCGUGACACGAUCUUUUAACUAAAUUGAACAUUGAAAUUGCUUUGCGUAAAAAGUGUAUUUCUAUAUAUUCGGGCAUAAAUUAUGACCAUAGAGUUAACAACUCAUAAGCGUAGAUAUUAUUUUGAUUGCUUGUCUUUUUUAUGUAUAAACUGGCAUUGACAUAGAUUAUGAGCUGAGCCGGACAAUCUUGAAGUGUAAUCACACAAAAAAUUGAAUAAAUACCAUAUUUUUGAGCUUUUGAGACUGACUUAAUUGAAAAGAAUAUUUAAGGAAGACUCCAAUGUAUUAUGCUAUGUUGGCGAUACACUAAUUAAAUGUUUAUCAACUCAUGCCCUAACAUAGGGAAAUCCGCUCCCCCAAUCGGGGAAAAAUAUAGCUUAUUAUCUAUGACUGUGCAAAGACUUCGUACGUAAAGAUUGCGCUGUAAUGUGAGGUCAUCGACUUAUUAUAAGCGCAUAGACAUUCAUAUUAUAAAGCAUUUAUGCUCCAGUAAAUAGGUUAGAUCGAUAUUUUUGUACAUGGUAUACAUCUGCUUUUAUAAUCUGUGCGUAAUAUUCAAGUUUAUGGUUUAUUGAUAUUUUAAAAUUCUUGCGGUUCGUGGGGAAUGCCUAUGUCAUGUAUUGGGUUUAAAGGUAUAAAGAAAUUUUAAAAUAAACGUCUAUGCCCCAAUUAAUCAUACAUAUGUUAUGACCGAAGACCGUGAACGCCCAUCGAGCGAAAAGCUUCGCGUCGUGGUCAUAUCAGAAGGUCCACAAUGCGAAGUUCGUGUUAUGGCCCGAAUGAAAACUCACAAUGCAUUGCGACAAUCACAGAAAGAGCACAUAGGGAAAUUUAUGUUGUGGCCGGUAUGCUAUUUGGACUAUGACGCGUUGUGGCAAUGAAGAAAAGCCAUAACGCAUAAUUGUUAUACCAUAACACGUCACUUCAUUGUACUUAUUUAUUUAUAAAGAAUUUCCAGCACAGAAUACAGAUGAAAAUUUUGUAUAGCUCGUUGUAGUAUAUUGGGUUUCUGAAUCUUCGAUUGUAAGCAGAAAUGUUGAUCUUUUGCUAUGACUAGUCCGUGUUGUGAGCUAAUUUUUCGUUCUAUGAGCGAUUUCUGUCUAUGGGCGUAACAUAUGGUUAGGUGCAUUAAUUCAAUCGAUUCUAUUGUCAUUUUUAUGUUCCGUUUAGCGCACAUUAUAUAUUUAUUAUGUAAUUUGGCUUAUGAAUGUACUUUAAAAUGUAUUCUUGUCUAUGUUGAAUGAAUUAAACAAUAAACAAAUGUAUUAAACUCUAGUAUUCGUAUGACACAUUUUGGAAAGUAAAAACAUUUUAUUUUAUAUUGUAAUAUAAAAAUCUUCUGACAGUUAAAAUAUGAAAAUAUUAAUUAUUAUUAAUAUUGAUAAUGUUGUCAUUGACAUUGUGCGCAAAAGUCACGCGCAUACUUACUUUGUAUUCUAUUAAUAAUGGCAACACUUUUGCACAAAAAAAUUAUAUUAAUUGACAUUUCAUUGUCUGUGACAAAUUUUUCGUUAUAAGAUGUAAAUCGCGCCAAUUUUUUUCCAUACGUUAUGUUUUUAAAUGGACUGAUAUCGACCGAAUUCCAAACUGUAUGUGAUAAGUAUAAAAACGAAUAUAAAAUGUGUAAAAAAUAACACUUAAGAGAAAAUUAAGAAAAAAAUGAAAUUUACUAUAAUUGCUCUUCUUGUAGGUUAAGGUGAUAAAAUUAAUUUGUUGUUUGCAAUCAUACAUAUUAUGCAUCCAUAUUACAUAAUUGUGUCCUUUGAUUUUAAACCUCUACUGCGAGUGCUAUAUAAUAGUAGCAAGCUAAUACGAUCCAUAUUUUAUAUCCUCGCAUGUGUGACAGCUUUGUAUUAUGCGGGUCACUCACAUGCGUGAAAACAUUCGCGCAAUGUGAGAAUGUUUGCGCUCUUAUAUGGCAAAAACACUCUCGAACGUCGUCCCGCAUGGCAUAUUUCUGUUAUUUCUAAAUGUGCGAGGUUACUAAGCGAGCACAAACCGGAAUAUGUGUUGGCUAACAGUUCACAUGUCUGUCUACGCGUAUGUUAGGAACUGAACCGAAAAAAAAUUAAUCAAAGAUACUAUACUACCACUACAUGUAUUUAUUUUGCAUUUAUCGAAAUAAUAAUUACGAUGCGAUUCAAGUAAGGAUAGGAUCGAUUUUGCACCAUUUUGUGACGUCAUAGAUUAAAUUGAGUAACAAUAACGUUUGUUUUAAAACAGUGAGGCAAACUCAUAUAAAUAUCGCCGUUUCUAUUCUUAUUUGAGUUGCAUAUUACAAUACUGUCAUAACUGUUUCUCGAAUAUUGUAUUUAUUUUCUUUUACAAAUAAAUGUUGUAAUCUUUAUGUCCGACCUACUUAUGACGUAUUUAUGAUUUACUUAUUAAUUAAACAAUUUAGUUGCAACCAGAAACUUGCAAAUAUGAUAAAAGAAAUUUGUUGCUGCUCGUUUGCCAUAAAAAACAGAAUCGUAUUGUGUCGAUUGUUUGUAAAGUUUGCCAAAACUCAAUUAAAACUAAAUAAUUAAUGUAUGUAUAUUACAACUCCUGUUUUGCAUUUAUUUAUUUCAAUAUGCAUUUAUGUACAUUUUUAUUUUCAAAUGUAUAAUAAUGUAUUUCAUAUUUCGUUACUUCUUAUUUUAACUUGCCAAAAGUUUGCACUCCCAUAUUAAUAAUAUGUUAUUCUAUCAUAUUUGUUAUGUUUCUCUUGUGACGCACCGCAUGUUCUACUUGUGUAGGUUAAACUUGUACACUAGUGCUUAAGCAAUAAAUGUUUGCAAGGAA
Molecule: messenger RNA, 4605 nt
Organism: Zerene cesonia (dogface butterfly)
Lineage: Eukaryota; Metazoa; Arthropoda; Insecta; Lepidoptera; Pieridae
Gene: Uck
Product: uridine-cytidine kinase
Exons: 6
Coding region: 4-870 (288 amino acids)
Cellular component (GO): cytosol; cytoplasm
Molecular function (GO): kinase activity; ATP binding
Source: RefSeq, a predicted model, not a curated record